Molecule: messenger RNA, 1533 nt
Organism: Thelazia callipaeda (thelaziosis nematode)
Lineage: Eukaryota; Metazoa; Nematoda; Chromadorea; Rhabditida; Thelaziidae
Source: the annotation of a GenBank genome assembly
AUGGUAAGUCCAAAUGUAGGAGACUUACCACCAGUAACACAGUACCUUGGAGUCCCUUAUGGUGUUACACCUUCUGGCCAAUAUCGUUUCAAUAUGGCAAUAUCAGCUGCAAAAUGGACUCAUAUGCCCAAAGAUGCAUAUCGCUUAUCAUCCGUUUGUAUACAAUCUGGCAUUCCUGAACUUGCUGAAGCAAAGGCUCUUAAAACAACAUCAGCACAGCGUUAUGAUCAUAUGCAUAAAUUACUGCCAAAAUUGAAACCUCAAUCAGAAGAUUGCUUGUAUAUGAAUCUAUAUGUGCCUGAAAGAAUCGAUUUUCACAUGGUUCCUAAUCGAAAGCAGUUACCAGUUUUAGUAGUGAUUCAUGGAGAUGAUUAUGGUUGGAAUAGUGGUAAUCCAUACAAUGGCACAGUAUUAGCAUCAUAUGGACAAAUUAUUGUUAUCACACUCAAUUAUCGUCUUGGAGUUUUUGGAUUUCUGGGUAGAUGCGAGUCAUCGAGUUGUUCUGGUAAUGCAGGAUUGUCAGAUUUAGUCGCAGCUCUCAAAAUGCUUAGUAAUAUUUUGCCAGCUUUUGGUGGUGAUCCAAAUGUGAUUACAUUGCUUGGCUGGGGUUCCGGUGCAUCCCUGGUAUCUUUGUUGAUGUCAUCUCCGAUCACUCAACCAAAUAAUCGCAUGUUUCGUCGAGCGAUACUGUUAGAUGGAUCUGCGCUAGCACCUUGGGCAAUGAGUGAAAAUCCGCAGCCUACUUUCUUCCAACUUGCUGAACAUCUCAAAUGUAUCGACAAGACUGACGGGAAGAAACGCUUACUGCACAGUGAAAAAAGUGUUGAGAGCAUCAUACGUUGUAUGCAAGAUCAUUCACCACAAAAUAUUACAAGAGCUGCACGUAAAAUCUCGACGCCAACAUUUCUGUCACGUUUUGCUCCGAUUAUCGAUGGACAAGUUGUACCGAACAAUCCUAAAACACUUUUUGGUACACAAUUUGGAUCGCUAUUCCGUGAUAUUGACUUACUUAUUGGCGUGACUACAAAUCCGGCACACCAUUUGCUUCCAAAUGAAGAUAUCCGAUUAGGCAUCAACAAAGAUAAACGUGAUAGAAUCUUCCGGACGUUAGUGAGAAAUUUAUAUGACUUUCAUCGGAAGGAAAUCUUAGCUGCUGUCACAAAUGAGUACACUGACUGGGAAAAUCCAAAGGGUCAUCCAAAAACAAUUCGCAAUGGUGUUCUUGCGGCGCUCAGCGAUGUUCUGUUUGUUGCGCCACUGAUCGAAACUGCGCGACUGCAUUCUAUUGAUGACAUAAAGCAAACUUCAAACACUUUUAUGUUUUUGUUCGCUCAUGAAUCAAAGUAUGCUUCUGAAGAAAGCCUUGAGAGUGGUAUUCGAGGUUCCAUUUCCGGUGAUCAAAUACCUUACAUUUUUGGGUACCCAUUAAAAAAAGAUGAUGACAUUUAUUCUGGUUUUAAUGCUGAAGAUCAAGCGAUCACCAGAGUUCUCAUGCAUUACAUCUCAAACUUUGCUAAGUCUGGGUACUGUUAA